Messenger RNA from Ylistrum balloti, 2387 nucleotides. RefSeq names its product protein fem-1 homolog C-like. The transcript is spliced from 2 exons. Bases 213 to 2306 code for a protein of 697 amino acids. The record is from RefSeq and is a predicted model, not a curated record. Lineage: Eukaryota; Metazoa; Mollusca; Bivalvia; Pectinida; Pectinidae. Gene Ontology annotation, molecular function: protein binding.
UGUUCACAAGAAUAUCCAACUCCGGGGAGAGGAUGAGGUUGGUCUUCCUGUAGACGAGGCUAUCACCGAAGGGUAAAAGGAAUAACGCAUUGCCCCCAUGGCUGUCCCUGAGAAUCGCCCUGCAAUCCAAGUCUUUGUAUGUUACCUGGAUCUUUGAAACAACACUGUAUCUAACCUUGUGUUGCUGACGAUAAACAUCAUAGAUUGGAGAUAUGGCGUCGGGAAAUGAUUCAGACGUUAAAUACUUCACCCUUGGGGAGUUUUUACAGGAGACAAGGUUUGAUACACGCCCCUCCAGUUUACCAGGAAACAACCAGACCAGCGACAUAUUCCCUGAACUUCCGGACGCAGACGAAGACCUGCUGGACGUGCCGAAGCAGGCAGACAUCAUUCGGAACAUGAUCUUGAAGGAGGAACAUCGAGACCUUGAAGAACGACUGAUGAGGAUACGUCACAAAGAACGAAAGGAGACUGUAGACUUUCGUAUCGAUGGGAGUUCCGCUUUUUUCAUUUGCUGCGCAAGUAACAAUGUCGAGUUGGCAACUUUUCUUCUCGACAGAUGUGGAGCAGAUGUAGAUCAGAAAGGGACAGAUUCACCCUUUGGUUGGCAGCCAAAUUUGCCCCUUUGCUCUCCUCUUUGUUGCGUUGCCAGACAUGUUGAAUCGUUACCAAUGGUGCGUCUGUUGAUAGAACAUGGUGCCAGUAAAAAAGGAGUGGACGAGACUGGGAUGACUGCUAUACAGAUUGCCUGUCAAACAGGCAGUAUGGAAACAGUGUUGUACCUUUACGAGCACGGGUUUAGUGUGCAUGACGUGUCUCCUACAGGGAAGACAUGUCUUAUACUAGCUGUACAGAACACAGAGAUAUGUAAGUUUCUUAUAUCGAAAGGCGUGGAAGUAGACCACACGGAUAGCAAUAGUUCAUCAGCGCUUCACUAUGCCGUUCGCGACGGUCAACUGGACACUGUAAAAUUGUUGAUCGGAUCAGGUGCUGACGUCAACAUGACGGACAAACAAGGUCUAGAUGUUAUUUUGCGUGCUGCGUCGGCGGUGCAGGUCGGAGUAGUGGAAUAUCUUAUGCAGGACCCAUCUAUACCUGUGAGGUCGAAAGUGCUUGCGUAUAAGCUUCUUGGAAGCAGUCUGGCCGACACAGGCAAAGAAUUAGAAGCUGUAUUUUGGUGGGAUAAGACUAGACCCCGGGAGUGUGAUUUCGCUAGCGACGACUACGUACAACAGCUUAUAUCAGACGGCCGGAAGUUGUCUGUAGGCAUCGCUAGGUCCUCCCAACCAACUGAAGAACUUGAACUUCUUGAAAGAAUUCAAGCAUAUUCGGUCCGCGUCAAAAUUGAAAUAUUUGGACUUUGUCAUCCACAGACAUACAAAAGUCUUUGUAAACUAUUAAAUAUCAAUUUUCUCAUGAUGAGUUUGAAACACAGUCUCAAGUUACUACGAUACGCAGCCGAAGUGUUCGUCCAAAAAGAUCAGCUUUCCAGUAAAGCAGCGCCAUAUAUUGCUUCCCGACUAAUGAAAGUGUUUAAUCGAAUCUGGCAAUGUAAGAAAGAAGUAAAACCUGAGGACAGAAGCAGUAUCAUAGCGGAAGUGAUUGAUAUACUAGGGAAUCUUAUCGAUCAUGUAUCCGACCAAUACAUCCAGUCACGUACAGAGUCUGUGGAAUUCGAACAAAUGGAGGACGACAAUAUAUCUUCUUUCGUUGGACUUUCUAGUGUUUAUUCUCAUAAACACGCUGAAGUGUUUGAGUGGAUGUGUUUAGCACUUGAUCUUGUGUGUAUCGUAAGAUCACUAGAACCCAAUAUCCGCGAAGAAGCAAGGCUCAUCAAUCAUCUCAGUAAACUGGUAGAAGCAGAUCCAAGGGGUCCCUCGGAAGAAACUCUUCUGCAUAUCGCCGUAACGUUAAACCCCAACUAUAGACCAUAUCUGUCCACUGACAUGGUGUUUCGUUGUAACAGGUUCGAGGUCGCGCGUAGCCUCAUACACGCGGGGAUCGAUGUCAAUGCCAUUGAUGUGAAUAGAAACAUACCUCUUUGCUCACUUUUGCAAGUGAAUGCUAAUUGGAUUGAAGACGAGAAGACGCUCAUCGGUUUGUUACUGGACUACGGCUCGGACAUAGACAUACGAAAUAAAGAUGGAUUGACUACCCUCGCUCUGCUUCAACGAGCGGGCAUCAUGAUUUGUCAGCUCAACUACCAAAAGCUUCAGUGCUUGGCGGCGGCUACAAUAAGAAGUCACAACAUUAAGUUUGAAGGAUAUGUUCCAAAGAAGAUCGAGACAUUUAUAUCUUGUCACUGAUGUCCCCUUCUUGUGUUCUAGUGUACAGUUAGAUGUGGCAUGGGCGUGAGAUUGGACAUUUCAAAUAUUUCAUUGGUUGUU